This is a messenger RNA of Telopea speciosissima, 805 nucleotides long. RefSeq names its product large ribosomal RNA subunit accumulation protein YCED homolog 2, chloroplastic. The record is from RefSeq and is a predicted model, not a curated record. The transcript has 7 exons. The coding region runs from base 1 to 726 and encodes 241 amino acids. Lineage: Eukaryota; Viridiplantae; Streptophyta; Magnoliopsida; Proteales; Proteaceae.
AUGGAGAAGAUGAGAAAUGCAAGUCGUUUCUUGUCAGCAAGAAAUAUAAGAAACCCAAUCUGCUCCCCAUACUCUUCUUCUCCUGGAUCUGAAAUCCUUAAAUUCCCGUCAAGGAUCUCUUCCACUACCAUCAAAGCUGCUGCUUCCAGGAAAAAUGGUGAUUCUCUGAUUACACGUAAGAGUCCAAAAAGCCCACGCCGUCUGAUAAGCAUUUCAACAUCAGAUAAUCGAUGGAAUGGGAAAUGGACCCUCGACUACAUUUUCACAUUGAAGGAGCUUCAGUUGGCAGAUCUGGCUGAGGAUGGACAAAAAGAUGCAGAGGUUUCCGUUAGCCUCAACAUAGAGAAGCAUGCCAGUUUUGGCUUUUCAAUAGAUGGAAGGAUCAUCACGGCUUUCACUAGAAAAUGCAUCAAUUGCUCUUCGCCUUUCUGCAGAAAGAUAGACACCAUGUUCGAUGUUUGGGUUCUUCCAUCAAGUAGGCGAAACCUUUCGAUGCAAUCGCCCGAAAUCGGUGGUGACGAUCCAUCAGUCAUCUAUGUGAAACCCGGAAGUGAAGCAGAUCUUGAUUCACUGGUUCAGGACACGAUUCGGCUUAACACCUCAGUGAAGGAAACUUGCUCGGAAACAUGCGAGAAAUCCGAAUUAAGAUGGCAGUCUACUAGUGGUGAAGAUUCUUCUAUUGAUGGGAGGUGGUCGAGACUUCUCGAGCUAAAGAAUGUAAUAUAAAACAUCCACAUCACUCCAGUAGUUAAUUGUGAACGCUCAUUGGAGUUACAAUCUUAAUUAUUUUAAUUUUUCAUGUUUU